Messenger RNA from Gaeumannomyces tritici R3-111a-1, 3011 nucleotides. RefSeq lists its product as hypothetical. Gene Ontology annotation, molecular function: beta-glucosidase activity. The record is from RefSeq and is a predicted model, not a curated record. Lineage: Eukaryota; Fungi; Ascomycota; Sordariomycetes; Magnaporthales; Magnaporthaceae. The transcript has 5 exons. Bases 791 to 2950 code for a protein of 719 amino acids. Gene Ontology annotation, biological process: glucan catabolic process.
GGUUUUUUUCGUCACCCCCGCCCAUGAUACAUCACAGCCCGUACCUGGAGAUACCUACCCCAAACCCGCUGUCAGCCCGGCCACGUAGCUGUUUCUGACACACGCAUAUUGGCGGCCCCCCAGUUCCGGAUAGGCAACUCUCCAUCCACGACAAAUCCCCCGAAUCGCACCCCAUCGGCAACCAUGCCAGUCCUCAAGGACCGGAACGACGCGUCGGCAGGCCUCGAGUGGGCUAGUGUCAACGAGGAGGCCCUGAUCAAGAGAUCGAUCAAGAAGUCGCUCGAGCCCAUGAGCCCCAGAGACAUCAGGGUGGAGUGCGUCAAGGUCGAGGACUCUCCCAACCCGGUCGUCCAUGAGCCCUGGGUUACCUGGGUUUGGGUCGUCACGACCAAGGAGCUCCUUUCGUUCCAGCAGGCCAUGGCCGUCAGCUGGCGAGGGCUCUUGACCUUUUAUGCAAGCAUCCCCAAUAGGCGCAUGAUUCUCCCAGUCUUGAAUGUGGACGCUGCGCUCCCUGAGCAGGCGGAUUAUUGAGGUAUAAGCAUGAACGGCAAGCCCUGCGCGGAUGAUUCGUUUAGUUACUCGAAACCUUCUCUCCUUCUCCCCUCGUCUAUCCUUUUUUUCAGUUACGAUAGUCGGGCAACAGGACAUAUACAUAGCUUUGGGGGCGCUAUAAAAAUUUCUUACGACGUUGAAGUAGUUUAAGAGUCUGCGAAACACAAGAAGCAAAUGUGGCAGGCUACAUCCUACAACCAUUAUAUCAGGGUUUAGUUGGCUCGUUGGGAAUCCCCGAAUGGGACCUUGGCGCGUGGGUAUCAUCACGGACAUUAAAGAGUGCUGGUUCCAGCUCGGUUACAACCGGCGGCCAAAAGUACCGCUCACACCCAGCCCUAUCAGCACCAUCCAGGGGCCUCCCAUGCCGUCCUCACCAUCCCCGACGCUCGACGUCGAGAAGACGCUCGAAUCCCUGAGCCUGGCCGAGAAGGCCUCGCUCCUGGCCGGCUCCGACUUCUGGCACACGGCCGCGCUCCCGCGGCAUGGCGUACCGGCCAUCAAGUGCACCGACGGGCCCAACGACGCGCGCGGCGGCCGCUUCUUCAACACCGUGCGGCCCUCUGCGUGCCGUGCGGAACCGGCCUGGGCGCAACCUGGAACCGGGCCCUGGUGCGGCGUGCCGGCGCGCUGCUGUUGCGCGAGUGCGAGGCCAAGGGCGCACACGUGUGGCUGGGCCCGGACGGUCAACACGGAGACGGCCAAGAUGGCGCCCGACGUCCGCGUGCCGGAGCGCGCCCUGCGCGAGGUCUACCUGCGGCCCUUCCAGAUCGCCGUGCGCGACGGCAAGCCCGGCGUGGUCAUGUCGUCGUACAAUAAGGUCAACGGCGUGCGCGUUUCCGAGAGCCGCCUUGUUCUGGACCUGAUCCUUGGUCAGGAAUGGGGGUUUGAAGGACUGGUUAUGAGCGACUGGUACGGCACCUACUCUUGCGCCAAGAGCCUCAACGCAGGCCUCGACAUGGAAAUUCCCGGCCCCGCCCGGUACAGGAACACCCAGGCGACCCUGGCCGCCGUCAACUCGGGCAAGGCCGGCGUGCACACCAUCGACGAGCGGGCGCGCAAGGUGCUCGCGUUCGUCCGGCUGGCGACUGAGAGCGUCGCGCUGCUCAAGAACUCGGCGGGUGCCCUACCCGUCGACGCAGCCGCCUGCGCCGACGUGGCCGUCAUCGGGCCCAACGCCGGGCUCGCCGCGGCCUGCGGCGGCGGCAGCGCCAGCCUGCAGCCCCACUACACCAGCUCCGUGCUCGAGGGGAUCCGCGCGCACCUGCGGGCCGCGAACCCGGCCGCCAGGGUGCACCACGAGCCGGGCGUCUUUGGCCACGUGCUGCUCCCGCCCUUUAUCGCUGGCAAGACGGUGGCCGAGGUGCCGAUCGAGCUCUUCAACGAGCCGCACACGGUCCCCUCGCGCAGGGCCUUCGACAGCCUCCUAAUCCUGGACACGACGUACCAGCUCUUGGAAUACGAGCAUCCGCGUCGAGGCUGGCAGCGCCUCCACGUCCAAGGUGGUGGCGCCCGGCGGCGGCGGCGGCGGCUCGCUGCUGCCCCUCCCCGGCGGGGCCUGCCGGCUGGGCGGCAGCCUGGCGCUGGACCCGGACGAGGGCAUCCGACGUGCCGUCCAUCUGGCCCAGCGUUGCGGGCACGUCUUCGUCGUGGCCGGGCUCAACGCGGACCUGGAGAAGGAAGGUAUGGACCGCGCGUCCAUGUCACUGCCGCCGUGCUCGACGCGAACCCGGCCGCCGCCAUCGCCACCCAGGCGGGCAACCCGAUCGCCACGCCGUGGCGGGAGCGCGCGCCGGCCAUCGUGCAUUCGUGGUACGGCGGCUGCGAGGCCGGCGACACCGUCGCCGACGUGCUUUUCGGUGCCGCGAACCCGAGCGGCAGCCUCCCCGUGACCUUUCUAGACCGGCUCGAGGGCGGCCCGGCAUUUCUGAGUUUUGGCAGCGUCAUGUACGCCGAGGACGUCUUUGUGGGCUACCGAUGGUUCGAGGCCAGGCGCAUCGAGCCCGCGUUCCCGUUCGGCCACGGGCUGAGCUACACGACUUUUCGCGCCUCGGACGCCGAGGUUGCUCUGCAGGUUGAAAACACAGGAUCGAGAUCCGGCGCAAAGCUAGUCAGGCUCUACGUGUCCUUCGUGACAGCUAGGCCACUAGGGAAACUUUGCUUUCUGAGGCCGUUGAGGACUGUGGCUGGCUUCGAAAAGGUAUUCCUAGCCGCCGGGGAGUGCAAGUUGGCCACGCUGCCCAUCAGAAAGGACGACAUCUCUGUCUGGGACGAAAGGAGACAGUCCUGGUGCUGUGAGGCGGGCGAAUACUCCGUGUCAGCUGUUACUGGCGCAGACUCCCUGGAGGGCACCUUUACCAUCGUGAAGGACAUUUACUGGACAGGCCUUGAGUGUAAAUAACCGGAAACUAGUCCCCGAAAAGAAGCUGGCUCCUUGGUUAAUAGACGUUACAAUUUCGGAC